Messenger RNA from Bursaphelenchus okinawaensis, 1699 nucleotides. The record is from the annotation of a GenBank genome assembly. Lineage: Eukaryota; Metazoa; Nematoda; Chromadorea; Rhabditida; Aphelenchoididae.
AUGAGUUCGAUCGCUGCUUUUUCUGAAAUUCGCAAAUGUUUAGACAUUAUUUACAAAGAAGAGGAUGUAAAGUAAGUUUUUUUUGGUUUGUAUUAUUAAAGUUUAGGGAAAAUGUGAUCAAGAUGGAUGAAAUAAUUUCGGAAGUAAAUUUGUUCAACUCCACAAAGGUCCGCGAGUUGGUGAAGUUCCGUUUUCCGAAGUUGUUUGAGACCUAUGUUGUGAGAGAUUCAUCUUCGUUUGUCUCGGCUUUGUUGUGUUACUCAUUGUUCAAAGUAGUGGCAUUCGAGCACCAUUAUGGGUUUGGGACAGACUUGACGUUAUGGGAAGUCUUGGAUGAAGUACAUGUAAGUUUUGAGUGAGAAAAAGGAUUAUAAGACUAUAAACUUAUAAAACAUUAACAUAUAAUUUGUUUAGGAUUCCAAGAAAAACUUGGUGUAUCAGCUAGCGACAUGUUUAUUGCUGCGAGGAGAUGAAGAAGUCUUGAAUAAGCACAAGAAGGAAGCGUUAAAGCUACUUAAGAAUAGAAAGAGCUUUGAUGAAGAUUAUUUAAACUUGUUAAGUGACUUUAUAACAGCUUACAAAACUGCACUUCUGAGGUUUUUCGAUUCGGAAGUGUUGGAGCUGUAUGUAGAAUCAGAUGAAGCAAACACAGAAAAAAUGGAAGUUGAGAUCCCACAAAAAAAGACAUCAGAAGGAGAAGCCAGUUUUCACAUUCUCAUCGAAGCUUACGGUAAUGGCGGAGUCAAGUCGGUGAUCGCUGCUUCUACGUCUUUAUCCAACAAUAAGGUAAUCGUUUUUGAAUUAUGAUGUCUGAGACCUAAGUUGUACGAUUGUUGGCGUAUUGAUUUAUUUUGUUACUUCAUAUUUCAGCUGACCGAACUAAUAGCUGACCUAGUAUUGGAUGUUUUCUCUGAAAGUGACUUCCACAAGAUACUUGGUGUCAUCAGAUCGUGGGUAUUGUACAGGCCAGGAUUCAAGUUUUCGAUAACAGAGAAAUUGUGUGAUUUGAUGGAACGAGAAAACUACAGGACAGAAUCGAUGAAACUACUCACAGCGAUUGCACGAGUAAGUGAUGUUUCUUACUAAAGUAGUUGGUCAGUAGAAGUACAGUAAUACCUUAUUAUAGGAUAAGUCCUCAAAAGUGAUGAUCCACCCUUCUUUCCUCAACUUCUGUAUCCAAAUUACCCACUGUCCAGAACUGUUAACGAACACGGUGACAGAAGAGAAGUUAGAGUUCGCGUUGGCCAAGAGUAACUUCUUAACAACCUUAAUCACGCGAUUUGAUGGGUAUCUAAGUCAACAUGGAAUAAUUUCUGGCUACGUAUCAGAUCUCAUAUCGUUCUUGUACCUGGUUAAAAAGUCUGAGUUAGCAGGAGAAAACGCAGCUCUACUCGAACAUUCAUUAAAGUUCUUGAUACAAGCGAUUGGGGAAUCCAAGAAGAUGUUGUGGGUAUGUUAUAGACAACUUUACUGCUCAAUUAAACUAAUUUACUUUUUACAUAAUAAUUUACAGGAUCUUCCUUUUGUAAUGUCAAACAACCUGAAGGCACAAAGGAACCCGUUGUUACCCAUGUUGAUGGGUUUGAAGCACUCCAAUCAGGUACAGACUUCAUUGUUAUCGACUAACCUACCAGCUCAUGAUAAGCAGUUGUUCGCUUUGCUCAUGAAGCAUUACAAGCAGGUUAAGACUCGAGUUUGA